GUUAGCUGUCCUCCCCGCGCCGCUAGCACGAAGAGAAUCGAGGACGUUUUGCGACAAGGCACCGCUCAGGCCUUCAUCACGCGGCAAUCAUGCGGGAUAUCGUUGGGAAUCGAGGCUUGGGAGAGACUGGACUGUUGGUGGCUUCAUACCAAGGGAAACUAAUAGAGUGUACGGCAGGUCUGUCCCCAACCCUGCUCACAUCUAAACUACAUUUGACCGAUUUAAAUGCUUUUCAUUGGCGGGACGGAGGAGGCGAACCAAACGAGAGAAAGGCGUCGUAGGUCAUAAUUGGCAACGCCAGUGGAAGUGGAGCGGAUGUCGCGCAGACCAGCGAGUGAAAGGGGUACCUGUUUGUACUCCGCCCCCUUGGGAAAGAACGACCGUGCCUCGUAAUUAUC
Dothidotthia symphoricarpi CBS 119687 is the source of this 398-nucleotide messenger RNA. RefSeq lists its product as uncharacterized. The transcript has a single exon. The coding region runs from base 90 to 281 and encodes 63 amino acids. The record is from RefSeq and is a predicted model, not a curated record. NCBI's taxonomy places the organism in Eukaryota, Fungi, Ascomycota, Dothideomycetes, Pleosporales, Dothidotthiaceae.